AUGCAGUACGUCCGCGGCCUGUCCAGCUCUGUGUCCAAGACCUGGAAUUCCAUCAAUCCUGCGACUCUCAGCGGCGCGAUCGACGUCAUCGUUGUUGAGCACGAAGAUGGCUCGCUGGCGUGCUCUCCCUUCCACGUCCGCUUCGGCAAGUUUUCGCUCCUGCGUCCCUACGAAAAGAAGGUCGAGUUCUGCGUAAAUGGCACGAAGCAGCCGUAUUCCAUGAAGCUGGGCGAGGGCGGGGAGGCCUUUUUCGUCUUUGAAACCACAGACAGCAUUCCCGAGUCCAUGCAGACCUCGCCCCUGGUGUCGCCUGCGCAAAGCCCGGAGUCCAAGGCAGAAUCGGCUUCUGCAGACCAGCUUUCAGAGCCACCGCCUCUAAGUCUAGCCACGGACGGGCAGAAUGACGUCCUGGGCAGAGUCAGGGCAAAGAGCGAUCUCGGCGACAAUCCUACCUCGCCACUAGCCGAGCAUGCGUCUGCCGAAUUUCCCAUCCUAAAUAUGGGGCCGCCUGCGGCGCUGGACCGCGGCGUCAGCGACGAGAUUCUUCCCUCCACUAGAGCCGCUCUCUCCAAGGCCUUCACUGACACCGUUCCGACCAUAACCACUUCAGACGAGCCAGAGCCGGGUCAGCUUUCGCACCGAUCCACAAGUCCGCCGCCAGUGUCUCGUCACGAUGCUGUGGCGCGCGCAAUGACUUUGUCGAAAAAGCUCUGGACUUCGAACGUUCCCUCACAGGUGACGGAAGAAGGUGAUUUGAUGCUGGACAUGACAGGCUACAAGAGCAACGAGGAGGACGCUCUGCGGGCGGAAAUUGUGGCGCGUAAGAUCUUGUCGGAGGAACUUGAGGGAAACUACGACAUUGGCGCAUUGAUUGGUGCCGAUGAGAAGGGAAACCUCUGGAUCUACAGCAGCGAAGAGGCCAAGGAGGCUGCGGCACGCAAGCUCGCCAUUCAAGGAUUACAGCCUCAAGCCAUGAGGUCGUCGGAUGCCAUUAGUGAUCCUGGCUAUCACAGCGACGACUCCCCCAGCGAUGCCGAGACGGAGGUCGGAACGCAACCACAGCACAUGCGGCGGGAUUCUGACAGUGGCGUUGGCCUUCUCACGCCGCCUAAGAGUCCCCAUAAUGUGUCUGCGGAGGGCACCAAGAGCUACGCCAAGACUCUAAGGCUCACUGACGAGCAGCUGAAGUCCCUCGACCUGAAGCCCGGCGAGAACUCGAUGUCCUUUACGGUGAACCGAGCAACUUGCCAGGCUUUCAUCUAUUAUUGGCGGCAUGAUGUCCCCAUCGUCAUUUCGGACAUUGAUGGGACUAUCACAAAGUCAGAUGCAUUGGGUCAUGUGUUGAACAUGAUCGGUCGCGAUUGGACCCAUCUCGGAGUCGCAAAGCUCUAUACCGACAUUGCUACGAACGGAUACAAUCUGCUGUAUCUGACUUCGCGCUCCGUCGGGCAGGCGGAUACUACCCGAGCGUACCUAAAUGGUGUCGUCCAAGAAGGUUACAAACUACCUCGGGGACCUGUUAUCAUGAGCCCUGAUCGAACAAUGGCUGCGCUUCGCCGCGAAAUCUACCUUCGGAAGCCGGAGGUCUUCAAGAUGGCAUGCCUGCGCGACAUCAUGAAUCUUUUCACCAAGCCCCCGGGCCAAACCCCUUUCUAUGCCGGUUUCGGCAACCGGUUCACGGACGCCCUCAGCUACCGCUCCGUCAAUAUCCCGUCAACCCGCAUCUUCACGAUCAACUCGAACGCCGAAGUGUCGCUUGAUUUGUUGUCUCUUAACAAGUACAAGACCGGUUACCAGAGUAUGCGCGAGAUUGUUGAUCAUUACUUUCCUCCUGUUGGCCUGCUGGUGCAGAACGGAGGCGAGGAAUUUACGGAUUUCAACUACUGGCGUGAAAGGCCACUCGAUCUGGAUGAGUUUUCAGCUAGCGAAAGUAGUGACAGCUCAAGCAGCGAAGACGAAGACGAAGACCGGAGGAGCUUGCACAGUGAGGAUGAGGCGGAGAUCGAAGGAGAGCUCGGCGACAGCUACUUAUCGCGGGAUUCCAUUGACGAGACAGGCCAGAUGGAAGAUUCUAUGAUGGAAGACUCCAUGAUGGCUAGCUCCAUCGCCGAGAGUGCCGAGGGUGAUGGUGUGGAAGACGAGGAGGAAGAGUAUGAAGAUGAAGAGGAGGAGUACGAAGCGGAGGAUGAAAUCGGUGAAGAGGAGGCGCUGGAACUGGACAGGCAACUCGAUGCGCUUGACCUCGACUCGGAUUCACCUCCGUCCCCGACUAUAACGAAGGCUCAACCCUUCGUGCCUGGCUCGCCUGCGCGUUCGGAAAAGACCUUAGAGCCCAGCUCUCCCAAGAUGUAG
This is a messenger RNA of Lasiodiplodia theobromae, 2352 nucleotides long. RefSeq names its product Nuclear elongation and deformation protein. Bases 1 to 2352 code for a protein of 783 amino acids. The transcript has 3 exons. Gene Ontology annotation, biological process: fatty acid catabolic process; triglyceride biosynthetic process. Gene Ontology annotation, molecular function: phosphatidate phosphatase activity. Gene Ontology annotation, cellular component: nucleus. The record is from RefSeq and is a predicted model, not a curated record. Lineage: Eukaryota; Fungi; Ascomycota; Dothideomycetes; Botryosphaeriales; Botryosphaeriaceae.